Molecule: messenger RNA, 5284 nt
Organism: Cydia strobilella
Lineage: Eukaryota; Metazoa; Arthropoda; Insecta; Lepidoptera; Tortricidae
Gene: lds
Product: transcription termination factor 2-like
Exons: 23
Coding region: 62-4051 (1329 amino acids)
Biological process (GO): DNA repair
Cellular component (GO): nucleus
Molecular function (GO): ATP binding; ATP-dependent chromatin remodeler activity
Source: RefSeq, a predicted model, not a curated record
AAUGGAAUGUAGAUAGUAAAAUAAACAAAAUAACAUUGUUGUCCUAAUUUGAUUCACAAAAAUGGAGAAUUCAUUUUUUGAAUACCGAGAUAAGUCGGGAGUAGAAGUAGAAAGUGACUCAGAUACAGACAUUAUCGAAGAAAGUAUUCUCGAAGACUUGAUGCCGAAAACUCCUAUGAAAACUCCCAUGCGAAAUAACACCACGGUUGUACCUGAUUCAGAGGAAUCUCUUGUUUACGAUGGAUCGGAAGAUGAAAAAUACACGUCUCAGGCUUACAAAAAUGUCAUAGGGAGCAGUGAUGAUGAUGGGUCGGAAGAUGAAAAAGACACCCCUCAGGCUCCCAAAAAUGACAUAGGGAGCAGUGAUGAUGAUGGGUCGGAAGAUGAAAAAGACACCCCUCAGGCUCCCAAAAAUGACAUAGGGAGCAGUGAUGAUGAUGAAUCGGAAGAUGAAAAAGACACCCCUCAGGCUUCCAAAAAUGUCAUAGGGAGCAGUGAUGAUGAGGAAGUCUCACCAGAACUGGUACCCAGACGUCGCCCACCUACCCGCCCGAAAUCCCUAAACACCACAACAGACUCUCCCGUCAUCCGCAGAGUCAAGAAACGCAUGGUUCUCGACUCUGACUCUGACAACUCCAUUAUAUUAACCAAAGCCGGGAAAAGUAAAAUGUCAUGCCGGAAAGAUACGCCUUUCAAAAUUGAUCAUGGGAAAGGUCUUAAAAUAAACGAUAGCGAGGAAAGUGGCGACGAUGAUGGUGAAACUCAAGGGAAAGGUGAUGGUGAGGAAAGUGAUUAUGAUGCUAGGAAUGAAGAUAAGAUUGAAAAUGGUAAAGCGAACUAUGAUUAUUGUUUAACCGAUGAUAAUGAUAGUGAAAGUGAUUCUAGUCAUGACGAAGCUAUGGAGCAAGGAAAAGAUGACAAAGACAAUACCAGUGAGGAAAGUGAUGAUGACGCCAAAGUCGGUGUGAAAAGGGAUGAUGACCAUAAUGAGGAAGAUGAUGAUGAUGAAGGUCCUAACGAGGACCUGAUGGCUAUGUCGCGCGCGACAAGAAUGAGUAUUUUAGGAAUAAUACCGAAAGAGAACGAAAGUGACGAGUCGGACUUUAUCGAGUCUGAUGAGAGCGUAAAACGGAGCAUUGGAGGCUCAACAGAAAGCUUAAACGACCCACCCGCUGACAUCCCAACAAGGAGAAUACCUUUGGCUGAAUCCACCCAGCGACUCACAGAAAUGAACCUGUCACCUCUUGAUUCAGCAGGUCUUGACAGUGAAUCAGAUUUACCAGAAGUCAAUAUAACCACCCGGACACCACAUAAGCCACAAAAACCUUUGACACCAAUAAAAACGUUAGACGAUUCAGACAAAAAUGAUGAUUCAGUGUUAACCUGCUCACCAAUACAGAGCCCUUUGCGUGAUGUUACUGCAGAUUUUAACAAUUCUCCAAAAUCGCCUAGAAAAACUCUAAAAGACAAAAUUUUAAAUAAUUUACUAGCGAAUGAUAACAAAACUUAUUACGACGGAGAAGUUACAGUAGUUGACGGUGGUUUUGCGAAACCAAAAAGUAAAAUCACUAAGAACACUUAUUAUGACGGCGAAGUCACAGUUGUGGAAGAGCCGGGGAAAGUGGAGAAAGAGUAUGUGUGUGAAGAUGUGACUGUGAUUGAGUCGGUGCCUGAGGUCAUCAUGCUGAGCAGUGAUGAGGAGGAUGAGUUGUCCGUCCCAAAGGCCACCGUCAAAACUUCCCCAAAGAUCAAAACCUCUCCGAAGCCGAAGCCAGAUAAGCGCGACAACACCAUGAAACAGUACCUGCCUCCGCCCAGCUACCCAAACCAAGUGGUGUACGUGCAAAAACAUGUUCUGGACAAUGAGCUUAGCAAGCUCAACGGCCUGCAAGCAGACUUGCAUAACGUCAGGAACCUACUGGAUAACAUGGACGUCACAACACUCCCCGACCGCGGUACCAAACUUAUCACCCGUCUCAGCGAACUAGAGGCGGCCGUGCGUCGGCAAGGCGAUAGAGUCGGCAAUAUGGUGGUCGAGCCUUCUCAACCCACACCAACGGAUAUAGCCAGGGAUGGGUAUGACCAGGGACUGUCCUGGGACGAUCUGCAGAAGGCCAGCAAUGCUGUGCAGCCCAGGAUGUUUGGCAAGCAGGCGAUGUCAACUCAUCUUGCUGAGCGCAACCUAAUCCUCGAGCGUCUCCGCGACCUCCACUCAGCAUUAGACACACGACCGGCUGAAGAAGAGCAAGCACCAGCUCCGGCUGCCAUGAAAACAGAACUCAUGCCGCAUCAGAAACACGCGCUGGCUUGGUUACGGUGGCGUGAGGGGCUGAAUCCGCAUGGCGGGAUCCUUGCGGACGACAUGGGUCUCGGCAAGACUAUCACAAUGAUCUCCCUGAUCGCUGGCGACCGGGAGAUCGCUAAUGAUGGGGAGGAAUCCGAUGAUGAUGAUGAUGACAGACCCAGGGGCAAACUAACAAAAGGCGGCACACUAGUAGUAUGCCCGGCAUCUCUCAUGACCCAGUGGGAAGGAGAGGUUAAAAAACACUGUCUCCCUCACCGAGUAACCACGGUGCUACAUCACGGGGCCUCGCGGGCCACGCAGCCUCAACAACUCGCUCAUACUGAUAUUGUGAUGACGACGUACAACAUACUGCAGCGGGACAGUGAGAAGAACGGAGUCCUCAUGCGCAUGUCGUGGCGUCGCGUGAUCCUGGACGAGGCGCACAUGGUGCGCAACUACAAGAGCGCCACCUCCCGCGCCGUGUGCGGGCUGCGCGCGCGCCGCCGCUGGGCGCUCACCGGCACCCCGCUGCACAACAAGGAUUUGGACCUGUUCGCUCUGCUUAAGUUCCUGCGGUGUACGCCCUUCGAUGAUCUCGCCAUGUGGAAGAAGUGGAUCGAUAACAAAACCCAGGGCGGGCAGGAGAGGCUGAGCACCAUCAUGCGCUGCAUCAUGCUGAGGAGGACCAAGGUGCAGCUACAAGCUAAAGGGCAACUCAAGGACCUGCCGGAGCGAACCGCACACCAAUGCCACGUGACGCUCACUAAAGAAGAAAUGAACGUUUACCAGAAAGUGCUGGUGUUUUCGAAGACGCUAUUCGCUCAGUUCCUCCACCAGCGCGCAGAAAAGGAUGGCGAUUCUGUGCCGCGAGGGGGACACAAGGAUUCUGCCUACUACGAGAUGCACAAGAAGAUGAUUGCGCUACAAGGAGCAAAGCCAGUCAAAGCUCACGAGAUCUUAGUUCUCCUUCUGCGGCUCCGUCAAGUGUGCUGUCACUGCGGUCUCAUCGCCGCCAUGUUGGACGCGAAUGACACCGGCGUCAUUGAAGAGGACGAGGGCGGGAAAGAUCUACUGGCGGAGUUAAAUAAGUUGACCUUGGAGGACGCUAACAAGAGCGGCGAUAAGGCGAACGACUCUACAACAGACCCAGAGGAAGAAGGCACGACGGUAGCCGAGGCCAUCCGCUCCGUGCUCUCUCCGAACAACCCCGUGUUCCAACUUACCAUGCGCUCCUCUAAGAUUAAAGCUGUAAUGGACUGUCUUAAGAAAAAUGUGCUGGUCAAUAAAGGUGAAAAAGCUGUAGUAGUAUCCCAAUGGACGUCAGUGCUAAGUCUCGUGCAGACAGAACUAAAGCAGGAGCGAGUGAAAAGCGUCACCCUCAGCGGCACCGUGCCCGUCCCAGCGCGUGCUGCCCUCGUCAACGCGCUCAACGAUCCCAAGUCUGACGUCCGGGUAAUGCUCCUCUCCCUAUGCGCCGGUGGCGUGGGUCUCAACUUGUGCGGAGCGUCGCACCUGCUCCUGCUGGACCCGCACUGGAACCCGCAGCUGGAGGAGCAGGCGCAGGACAGGAUAUACCGCGUCGGGCAGACUCGCCCCGUACACGUGUACAGAUUUAUGUGCCUGGACACGGUGGAGCAGACGAUCCGCAAACUCCAGGAUGCCAAACUGGAAAUGGCGGCCGCCGUCCUCACCGGCGCGCGGCACACGAGCGCAUCGAAGCUCAGCAUAGAGGACCUCAAGGUCCUGUUUAAUAUGGGGCCGCAGUAACUUCAGUAAUAUUGAGCAAUUUUGGCCCCACUGCUGCUCAACGUCACCAAAAAUGAGGAAAACACCUUUUCACGUAUAGAGGUGCUGGUAAGGACGACUAGUGCACAUCGAAGACUCGAAGGUACACUCUUCAACGGUAAAUGUUGAGCUCCAGUACUCCUGAUCAUAAAUGUUGAAAGAAAUCGACCCCUUCACGAAAGGAGGCGUUGAUAUAUCAAUAUUUCCGCAAAGAACAGUAAUAACUUCCACAUGAUGUGCUGGAGGUGCCAUCGUGCUCACCGGCGCGAAACACACCAACUCCCAGGCUUAGCAUGCAAGACCUCAAGACGGUGACGUCAACAUUAAGGGCAUCAGCUCAACGAGGAUUCCAAGUGCUUCUGGCCCUGACAUAUGCAGAGUGGCCAAAAUAUAUGUGCAUUCCCGUUGCCAGGGAGGUUUUUGGAUUAUACUGAGCAACUUUUACUAUGGGACCAACCACGAAAUCGCGAAAAAAAUUUGGCUGUUUCAUACAUUUUGGCUGGUCCAUUUUCUAUGGGAGGGUAAAUUUUUUUUUCGCGAUUUCGUAAUUGGUCCCAUAGUAAAAGUCGCUCAGUACAAUCCCAAAACCUCCCUGGCGACGGGAAUGCACAUAUUUUUUGGCCACCCUGUAUAUUAAAAAUGUCACAAAUAGUUAUUAUUAAGGAUGCCCCAGUGCUUACUGAACGUCAGAAAUAAACUAGUUACACAUACUUAGUCCGCUUAUGUCACAAGAUGCCGGAUAAACCAUAAACCUGGAAUGGCGGCUAAAUUACACAUAUAUUUUGGGUCAGAAAAUAAAAUAAAAUAUUGUAUUGUUAAAUCAGGUUUAAAUUUCUCGCUCGUAGUAAUCUCGAAAAUUCAAUAUUCGAUAGUAGGAAUUUAUGGUAAUUAAUUUUGCUUUGAAUACUUUUUAUGUUUAAUACAAAAUGUAGAAAUGUAGGAAUGUACAAUCAGUGCCAUAAGUAAUGAAAAUAAUGUAGAUAAUUUUGAAGUAAUUUCAGAGCACUUAUUUUUGUUACUUUUGACACUGGGUAAUAUAUCGUGAUAAUAAAUGGUUAAAUAAUAAUUUUAUAAUUUUCAAUGGGUACUUGACAUAUCUUAGAUUAAACUUUAGAUUUAUAAAUGAUUUUAAUGUUAUUUUUGAAUUUUUAUAAGAGACCGUUUAAUUCUUACAAUAAAUAAAUAAAUAAUGUAAAUAAAUUGUUUUUAUUUAGA